UCCACCGUGGGAUGAGACGUGGACGCCGCUGUCCAGCUGUGGAGCUGAGAUCCGAGCGCGAGUGGAAGAGUCGCAGGCGGGCAACUUUCCCACUGGAGUGUGUGAUGGUCCAACUACUGCGGGCUCUUUCCUCCGUCCGUGCGCAACUUUGAAGAAACGAUGUGCAACUUAAUGGUCCACUCGCUGCUCACCCUGACGGCGGCUUUGAUAACAGGUUCUUUCAGUCAGCGCACUGUUGAAGAUGUGGCCGUCUCCUCCACACCGUCUCCUGUUUAUCCCACAAUCAACUUUGAGGUUCUCAAUGCAGGCCAUGUGUUUUUAAGACAGGGGACUUCGGACCCACCAGCAAAUUCCAGCCAAAAAACUCAGACUUUUGUCAUAACUGAUCCAGGAGCUGGGCUUUUCAGGCCAACCAUCAACGCCUCAUAUGGCCCCCUCACCGUGGACGCACCUGUUCCUCAAGAUCUUCUCCUAAGUGGCCGCAAAAUCUUGCCUUUUAUUUUGGGCCGCCAGGUCCGUUCUUCUCUCCCGAUUGUCAGGGUACUUUUCCACAUGCCCUCCGAAAACAACGUCACAGCAAGUACCAGGAAGAUGUCCGGAGAUGAAGGAAGGAGGAAAGAUGGAGCAAAAGCAAAGGACGGCGCUCACUGUGUUACAGCCUAUGCCUUCUGGGAUACAAAGGAAGUUCGUGGAUCAUGCCUUGUGUCUCCUGGAGGUUUCUGCGUGGCGCAGCUGAAGCCAGAACCAGCCUGGUUUAGCUCAGCCCCUCGCUCUGGCAGCACCAGCAAGGAGUCUGGGAAAUCAGGAGUGAAAGGAUCUGAGGGGAACGUUGUGGAGGUCUACUUCCAGAGCAGGCGUGAUCAGACGGCUCAGUGUUUACCGCAAGACAGCCUCCAGCGAGUCGGAGUGGGACGUGGAGGAGGUCGGGAGGGAUCAGGGACCCCCAUGAGGCGUGUCGGAAGUGUCACUCUUUUCAGAACACAACCAGGGAACCCAACCUUCUUCCGCCUGAGGCUUGGUGGAGCAGUGGUCAUCCAGACCUCAUCAAAACCCCUUAAAACCACUGAUGUGGCGACUUUCUAUGUCUUCUUGGCGAGUACGUCCACUGUGGAGAAUUUCACUCUCAGGGUGAUGGCAAAGACGGGACUGUCGUUCAGCGCUGUGCGUCCCAGCGACUCAGCGCUGUGGGACAUAGCUGUAGACCCCACCAAAGCAACCACCCCUAACACUGUGUCUGUUGUCUGCCAGAGGAAAGUUACGGUCACUGCAAAGAGGGGUCUUCUGGAGAUCUUACAGCUGGACUUUGUGCCGAAAGAUGCUUCAGAGCAGGUGGAGAGCCAGACUAUCUUGUGGCGCCUGGAACUGCCGGGGAACAUUAAGGAUGUGGGCACAAUCAGAAUCUACACAGCCCAGCGAGACUACGUGGGACUGGCACCUCUGGUCAUGAACCAAGACGUCUUGAACACGGCAGUGCUGACUGGCAAAAUGGUUUCCAUCCCGGUGAAAACUGUGGCGGUGGAGGCGGACGGGUCCAUCACUGAUGUAACCAAAAACGUCAGCUGCAGAUCCACCGAUGAGGACGUACUUAAAGUGUCUGAGAAGUGCGAUUACGUGUUUGUAAAUGGAAAAGAGACCAGCGGGAAAAGCGGGGUUCUGCUCAACUAUACUUAUGGUUUCCUGAGUGCUCAGCUGGAGAUGAGAGUUUGGAUGCCUAGACUGCCCCUGCGCAUUGAAGUUUCUGACCCAGAGCUCAACCAGAUAAAAGGCUGGAGGGUGCCAAUUACUUCAGGCAACAGGAGAUCAACAUGGGACAGUGAUGAAGAGGAGGAGAUGAGGAAGGGCCGUGGUUGUAUGCUGCAGUACCAGCACACGACCAUCAGGGUGAUGACUCCAUUCACUGCCCAGACUGACUCUCAGGCAAUGGCCGACCUGUUGACCAGAGAGAAGUCGGUUAGCUACUUCAUGGGACCUGAAUGGCAGGUGGAUGUAACCAAUCUUGUGCGCUAUUUCCUGAAAGUGGGAGACCCAGAAAUAGUGAGGCUGCAGGAUGGAGUGGUGGUGCAUGGGCGGGGAGUGGGUUCUACCACAGUCCAGGUUUUGUCUCCUCUGACGUCUCUGGUUUUGGCUGAGAGAAGCAUCAGGGUGGUGGAUGAUAAAGUGAGCGUGACCGAGCUCGGAGUGCAGUUGGUAUCUGGGCUCUCGCUGUCCUUGCAACGCAGCCCAGGGAGCAACAGGGCGAUUGUUGCCAUGGCUACCGCUCGGGAGGUGAUCACACAGCUCAAACAGGAAGCUGUGGUGAGCUGCUGGGUUCAAUUCAGCGAUGGUGCGGUGACUCCCCUUGACCUGUUUGACCGCAAUGUCUACUCUUUGACAGUCUCCACUCCUGAUGAGUCAGUGGCAGUGGUGCGCCGAACACCCCAGUCCACGUUUGUCGUGGCGCAGGGUGAAGGCCAGGGUCACAGUGCUGUUGUGAAAGUGGAGCUACGGAUCUGCGAAGAAUGCCAAAAGUCCAAGAGGAAGAGCAAGUUGGUAGUUGGCUCCGGACUUCUCAAGAUUAGCUUCCAAAAUAGUAAAGGAAGUGUAGUUAGCCGCGAGGGGUUCAAAGAUAACGCUGGAGGGGCAGCUGAAGCUUUGGGAGAGGUAAAAACCACAGUCACCACAAGGGAAAUAUUUAGUGACGUAGGUAAAUGGUUGCUUCGAAGGACGGUAAAUAGCCAGUCGGCCAUGAUGGAAGCAACCACCUCGCGACCAUUUUCCUCCACAACCCUGCGGGCACAAGUCGCAGUGGCAACCAAAAUGCCUAAAGGGAACUCAUUAAAACCUCCCUCACCGACUUUGUCAACUGUGGGCCAAAAGAUCUUUCGUGCCACACCAGGCUCUGCCAGUCAGCCUGUUACAUCUGGUGGAACAAAUAAAGAUGAGGAGCAGCGGAAAGGCUUUGGAACCAUGCUUGAUAUUUCAGAGACAUCCACCAAAAAGAUCAUGGUUACUCCCAAGAAAGAUAGCCCAAAGUUUAAAACACCCCGACUCAUAGAAAGUGACCUUAUCCAGACAUUUAAAGCCAUGUCUGACUUGGAAAUUGGCAUGUAUGCGUUGCUCGGGGUGUCUUGCAUAGCCAUCCUGGGAUUUUUGCUCAACUGUGCUUCGUAUAAGCUUUGUUUCAGGAAACACAAGACCCCUAUUAAGUAUGGACAAGCGCCCACUGGUGAGCAAAAGACUCACAAGCAUGACUGGGUUUGGCUUGGACACAAUAAUAAUGUCGACCCCGCACCAGGCGUACCAAAUCAAGUGUCUACACUGAAGCGAAAGGCCGACAGGACUCCUCUGGAGCCACGUCAUUCUAUAGACUCGGCGGGGCAAGGCAGCGUAAAUACCCCCCUUCCAACUGUUAGUCUACCAAUCAUGCCGGAAAGAACUGCGACACUGGGCCGCAGCAGAGCAAGUGCCAGUCAACAAGGGAAAAGGAAACCAAUUGAUCCAAUGGCGAACCGCUCGGCCACAUUGCUGGCCCGGCCUCAUCGCAAUGAGCCACUUCAUUCGCCGACCAGCAAGCGAAAUCAAGUCCAGUUCACCACGUUUACCACUCUUGACAUCAAGCAUCUCGCAGCGCUGAAGAGAAAUGGAGUCGACCUCAACUGGUCUAAUGAACAGGCACAGAAUCAGUUGCCCCCCGCUGAACCGCAGAUGCCAUUACCGGACAUGCCCUGGCCUGUGGUCAAACCUCUCGGAGAGCCUCAGUGAGUCCAUUAGAUUAGGUGGAAUAUCGAUAAGGAAAAAAAAAAAGUUUCUUUUCUGAAGAGACAUGACAAUUUUUGAGGGGAACUGAUUCCGUUGAGAAUGCAGGAGCACGAAAAAGAAAAUAAUUUUGGAGUCAAACCCAGUUACACACAGUACUGUUGACCUCCUGCUCACCCAAUUUACAGUACGUAUCGAGUCAAACUGAAAACAGUAAUCCCAACUCAAGCUUGCACUCAUUUGAGAUACAAUGUGUGAGGACACACGUUGCAUAAGAUGAUAUUUAUCUACUUUAUUUUUUGAUGCAGAUUUUUCUUAGGGACUGAUUGAAGACUAAAGCCUGGCUCCAAGAGUGUCAGAACAGGAAUUGUAAUUAAUUUCAAAUGUAAAAAGGGAACUCCUGGGAUGUAGAUACUGAGACUAUAUUAUUUGUACAGUAAUAAUGUAUCUUUAAGAAAACAUAUGACUUUUUUUUUACAAGUUAUUGUUUUGUAUUUAAAAUAAAUGUCCUAAAUGGACCAUUCUGUUUAUAUCUGCCAACUAUAUUCUUUAUAAUGUCUGUUCUCCUUGUUGAAAUACACCGGUAGAUGUCUAGAUAAAUGCAGCAUGGUUGUAUGGUUAUUUCUUCCAAAUAAAAUUUCCAGCCUUUUUUUUCUCUUUACUCUUCAUAUCUCAGGAGAGUUAGUGUGCUAUUUGUCAAAGACUUUUCUUUUUCAACCUAUCUGUCACGGCUGUUUUCACAAAAUAUGUAAAUGGAAAGCACUAUGCAAAUAAAGCUACAGAGUCUGAGGUGGUAUUGUUACUGAUUCUUUUAAUAAAAGUACCUUGGGCAACAUGCUCCUCCCAGGUGCCUCGUUCUACAAUUUGUCAAAAUGUCUAAUUGUGGUCUCUGUAGAGGAAAUUAACAUAUUCAAGUGUAAAAAUGAUAAUGCUGCUGCCUUUUCUGUGUAAUUUCCUGUUUUCUUGAACCAAAAAGUUUUGUGGAUUCCCAAUGCAAUUGUACAAAUAAAGAACCGAUCUAGAUA
This is a messenger RNA of Synchiropus splendidus (mandarinfish), 4760 nucleotides long. RefSeq names its product transmembrane protein 132C-like. Bases 160 to 3741 code for a protein of 1193 amino acids. The transcript is spliced from 10 exons. The record is from RefSeq and is a predicted model, not a curated record. Lineage: Eukaryota; Metazoa; Chordata; Actinopteri; Syngnathiformes; Callionymidae.